Acomys russatus (golden spiny mouse) is the source of this 1364-nucleotide messenger RNA. RefSeq names its product opsin 1, short wave sensitive (gene Opn1sw). The transcript has 6 exons. Lineage: Eukaryota; Metazoa; Chordata; Mammalia; Rodentia; Muridae. Gene Ontology annotation, cellular component: membrane; photoreceptor outer segment. The record is from RefSeq and is a predicted model, not a curated record. Bases 45 to 1181 code for a protein of 378 amino acids. Gene Ontology annotation, molecular function: G protein-coupled receptor activity. Gene Ontology annotation, biological process: phototransduction; visual perception; G protein-coupled receptor signaling pathway.
CCUGUGAGUAGGGAGAAAGUAGACACUGCAGGAUUCGAGAGAGGAUGAGGCUGAGGGGAAAGAAAGGGCCGUGUGGUGGGUCCUUGUAUGGGAGCCCCGGAAUUUGUAACCCGACUGAAGGCGCCGGACUCACUCUGCCCAGCUCUGUGGUUCUACCUCCUCUGCCACUUCUCAUGCUCUGCCUAUGGAAAGGACUCCAGCCCGGAGCUGCCCAGCCUCAGCACCCCUGUUCCAGGCUAUUCCUGGCUCCUCUCCCUCGCCAAGACAGAAAGGAGGGGACCCCACUCAAUGCUACAGUGCUGGUGGCCACACUGUAUUACAAGAAGUUGCGGCAGCCCCUCAACUACAUUCUGGUCAAUGUCUCCCUGGGGGGUUUCCUCUUCUGCAUCUUCUCUGUCUUCACUGUCUUCAUCUCCAGCUGUCACGGAUACUUCCUCUUUGGCCGCCAUGUUUGUGCUCUGGAGGCUUUCUUGGGCUCUGUAGCAGGUAUAGUGACAGGAUGGUCACUGGCUUUCCUGGCUUUUGAGCGCUACAUUGUCAUCUGUAAACCCUUUGGCAACAUACGCUUCAACUCCAAGCAUGCAUUGAUAGUGGUGCUGGUUACUUGGACCAUUGGUAUUGGGGUGUCCAUCCCACCUUUCUUUGGCUGGAGCAGGUUCAUCCCUGAGGGCCUGCAGUGCUCCUGUGGCCCGGACUGGUACACCGUGGGCACCAAGUAUCGAAGCGAGUACUAUACCUGGUUCCUCUUCCUCUUCUGUUUCGUCGUACCUCUUUCCCUCAUCUGCUUCUCCUACUCGCAGUUGCUAAGGACUCUCAGAGCUGUGGCAGCUCAGCAGCAGGAGUCAGCAACGACCCAGAAGGCUGAACGGGAGGUGAGCCACAUGGUGGUGGUGAUGGUGGGAUCCUUCUGUCUCUGCUACAUGCCCUACGCUGCCCUGGCCAUGUACAUGGUCAACAACCGUAACCACGGGCUGGACCUACGGCUUGUCACCAUCCCUGCCUUCUUUUCCAAGAGCGCGUGUGUCUACAAUCCCAUCAUCUACUGCUUCAUGAAUAAGAAGUUCCGGGCUUGCAUCCUGGAGAUGGUGUGCAGGAAGCCCAUGACAGAUGAAUCCGACAUGUCUGGUUCUCAGAAAACAGAAGUUUCUACUGUUUCUUCUAGCAAAGUUGGCCCUCAUUAAAGACCCUCAACUGGCCUGUUGACGUCAAACAGAAAGCCACACUAAAGUCUCUACCUUCUCCAUUAAAACCCUAACCACUAAAAGCGUGGGGAGAGAUGGGAAUACUGGUACUGGGGAACCAGUUCCAUUUUUCUGUUAUUCUCUUCCUGUCAGUAAGGCCACACAGGCCAUUUCAGGUCACGG